Cololabis saira (Pacific saury) is the source of this 3182-nucleotide messenger RNA. Its product is annotated as receptor for retinol uptake stra6-like. The record is from RefSeq and is a predicted model, not a curated record. Gene Ontology annotation, molecular function: retinol transmembrane transporter activity; signaling receptor activity. NCBI's taxonomy places the organism in Eukaryota, Metazoa, Chordata, Actinopteri, Beloniformes, Belonidae. The transcript is spliced from 17 exons. Gene Ontology annotation, cellular component: plasma membrane. Bases 133 to 2169 code for a protein of 678 amino acids. Gene Ontology annotation, biological process: vitamin A import into cell.
CCGACACGCCGCAGCACCAGCAGAAACAGCAGAGCUUUGAGUGAGCUGGCCUGACUGCAGGAGGCUCAGCAGGAGUCCCUGGAUCUGCACUUUUCUCGCUUCACCUGUGUUUGACUUGAUCAGACAGCCGCGAUGAAUCACAGCCAAGUCGAGAUCGAGCCUUUUGAUUAUUCCUACUAUGACUACGCAGACUUUUACUCAAACGCAGAACCAACACUUGCUCCCAAAGAAGUUAUUUUACCAUGUGACCCAACAGCAGAUGACAAGUUCUUCCACAUAUGUAUACUGUCUAUAUCUCUGGUGUUUAUGUUAAUCCUGGCAGCUAUCACCAGGAAAAACAAAUUCUGCCAGGGAUUCGCAAGAGGCUCGUCCAGCAUCUUCAGCCCAGCCAGCUUCCUGGACCAGACUCAGAAGAAGAGCCUGGUCAUGGCUGUUUUCGGUGUGGUGUUCAGCCGGCUGAGCAUGCUGGUGAUCGCCCCGGACCCUCUGCCGUUCUCCAAGGACACUCCAGCGAGCAUCAAGGAGUACAUGAAGAUAAUAGCUAUUUUCUACUAUCCAGUCCUGUACUAUCCUCUGCUGGUCUGUGCCACUCUGCAGCGCAAGUCUGGCUACGUGUUCGGGACGCUCCUGUCCUUCACCCACUUCGGCGUCCUGGUGUGGCAGAAGUUUGACUGUCCAAAGACUCCAGAGAUCUAUAAGUACUACGCUCUGCUGGCGAGUCUGCCUCAGCUGGCGUGCCUCGCCUACCUCUGUAUCCAGUUUCCUGUGCUGUUCGUCAGAGGGCCGAAGACUGACGAGGACUUGGACAGCAAGUACUACACAGACUAUGCCAAGACGCUACUGAGGAAGAAGUCUUCUUCUGUCUUCUCUUCAGACACGGAGAAACCAUCACUGGUGCAGAAAAUCAUCGACAUAAUCAAGGGGUAUAUUUAUAUACCUGAAAAAGUGUUUCGUUUCCCACUGAAGUUGGCUGUAUCCUCUUUUGUGACCUUCGUGGCCAUUUAUCACACCGCGCUGCUGUUAGUCGUCCUGGCCGUCCCCACGCUGCACAUCGUCCGCGCAGGAAUCGAUGAGAACAUCGCCUUCCUGCUGCUGGGGUUCGGCAUCGUGCUGUCGGACGACAGGAUGGAGGUCGUCAGAAUCGUGACUUUCUACACAUGGCUGCUGGAAGUGUGCUACCUGUGCGCGAUGACCCUGUCCUGUAUGGUCAGUCUAGUAAUGCUCAUGAGGUCCAUGGUCCUUCACAGAUCAAACCUGAAGGGCUUGUAUAAAGGAGACGUGUACAGCAUUUACAACACCCAGAAAACCAUCCGUCCAUCUAAAUCUGGUGUUGUCUGCUGGAUGGGUCUGACAGGAUAUCAGGCCGCCGUCGUCUGCCUCGGAAUGGCGAUCCAGACGCUCGUGUUUUUCAUCUGCUUUCUGUUCCUGGUGUUUUUGAUCAUCAUCCCUGUUUUCUACGGCCGGAACAUCAUUGUCUUUGAAAUUGCAGGAAAAGCAUGGCCCGGCUGGGUCACGCUCCUACUGGUUACGGCCCUUCAGCAUGUCGCUGCUAAGUUUUUCUUCAUCAACCAGGAAUCUGGAACCAGAGGUCUGAAAAACAGGGAGAGUCUGUUCCUCCUGACGUACCUGCUGUUUGUGGUCAACAUCAUGGUGGGACUGAUCGUUGCCAUAUGGAGAAUGGUGAUAACGGCUCUGUACAACAUCAUUCAUCUUGGUCGCCUCGACAUCAGCCUGCUCCACCGCACAGCAGAGUCCUACGACCCAGCCUACUACUACUACACCCACUUCCUGAAGGUGGAGGUCAGUCAGUCCCACCCCGUGUUGAAGGCUUUCUGUGGCGUGCUGGUGGACAUGAUGGUCGAGGGCAGAGUUGGAAAGAAGACACGAGACGCAGAGGAAGGGAUUCAGGAGAACAGGCCCAGUAAGGCGACCAGCAGCCGGAGGAUUCGCGCUCGCUGGCAGCUGCUGUACACGCUGGUGAACAAUCCCUCCCUGCUCGGCGCCAGGAAGCACUUCCAGAGUCUGCAGGCCUCGGACAGCGUGUGGAACGGCACGCCCAAUCGUAGCUCCAAGAGAGGCAGCCAGGCGGAGGACGAGCCGUCGGCCGCAGAGCCGGUCCAGUCCGCCGAGGCCCCGGCAAACCAAGAUAAAACCCAAUUAGAGUCCUAACUUAUGAAUGUUGCGUCCUGCAGAAAUGAUUGCGUAAACACUGUACUCGUAUCUGUCAACCAUUCUGAUGACCCUUAGCAUCUUUCAUGUUACUUUAACUGUUCACUUUUAUUACUUUCAGAUUUAAAAAAGAAGGCAAUGUUUUUGGGGUUUUUUUGUGCAUCCAUCCAGUGCGAUCUUGUUUAGUGUAAUCUAUCACCUUUUUUGGGGGAAGGUACUAUCGAUGGGUUUAUUCUUAACCUCUAACCUGGCAAGGGAAGGGAUUUAUUCACCUUCAUGUAAGAGGACAAGGAUUUAAUUACUGUCUAAGAGGAAACUAUGAGACACAGCGUUUUCUAACGGCAGCAGAUGUGGUGAUGUUACAGGAUCGGUUACGAAUGCAUCUGUCCUCCGCUGCCUGCUUGUUUGUUCCCGAAUGCCCUGCACAUCUGGAUCAAACACGCACAAAACAAGCACUGACAUGUUUCAUGGGAUGAUUUUACAGAAAUGAGCUUCCAGAGAGUUCUGAUUCACGAGCAUCUGCUGACACUUCAUCUGCAUCCAUCUGUGUUCAGCAUCACUCUGGAGUUCUGUAUCGACGUGCACAUCACACAGACUGACAGCGCCGAUCAAUGUCAGCAUCAGAACAGAAGUGAGGGGUCGAUGAGAAGCCCCGGUUUGUUUUUGCCCCGGGUUAAGGUCACCGUGUCAGCACAUGCUCGUGUGCUCUCAGUGCUUCCAUGCUUUGGAGGGUUUUUUAAAGAUUGCAGGUAGCAUCGUUUAUGUAUGAAAUAAGUAUUUAAAGCAUUCUUACUAAACUCGGACUGCUGUGCUGCAAAUAAAUCCCAGUGUAUUGUAUUGAGUUUGGAUGUGGUUCCUGUUCUUCUUUUAUUGAGGCUUCUUUCAAAAAUAAAAUUGACUUCAGGACAUCGUCACAUGCUUGGAUACCAAACUGAAGCGGUGCCUUUUAUUGCCUCCUGGAUGAAACACACAAAGUUUUCUUUUCCCCCAAAUUUCCUAGCUUUUAAAUCUAU